UCUCCUGUCUUGCAGGUCUCCUCGCCAUGCCCGUCCCGCUCCUGCUGCUCCGGCUUCUGGGCAGUCGGGCGGCCGUGUCCGGGGGCCGGCACCUGAGGCGGGGGGCGCGCUGGGCCGGGGGCCGCCUCUCCCUCCUGCUCCGGCGGCUCUGGGACUAUCUGACGUCCGACCAGUUCCGGGAAGCCGUGCUCAGCUGUGUGCUCUGCCUGCUCAGCCUGGCCAGGAAGGAGAGCGCCACGAGCCGCCGGUAAAUCCCCGACGACUGUCACAGCGACCGCCAUGAGGAAGCCGCAGCCGUUUACUAUUGGAACAAGACUCUCCAUCCCAAAAUGUCCGGAUUUAUCUACCUCCAGCCCCGGGAUGGACGCUCGGAGCGAACGUGUCUCUCGUUACCCGUCACCUCAGCGGGGGUCCGGCCUCUCUCACAGUCCUGAGGAUCCCCUAUGUCCUGGAUCUCUGGUGCGCUCCAUCAAAAAGAUCACCCUGUCCCUACAGGCGGAGGGUGCGGCACCGAGGGAGGGCACUGGGACCCUGAGCCCCCGGCUGCUCGCCAGAGCCUCCUAUGGGAACUGUAAUAAUAACAACAGCCGGAGCCUGAGACACAUGGUGCCGGGCGCCGCUGAUCUCCCAUGUGACUGGUCUGUACGGGAUCCCAGGAUGGCAGAAUGUCAUAAGACGGCCAAGUGUCCUGGAGACGCCUGUGAUUCUGCCCUGGGUGACAGUGUGAGGAUAGUGCCCUCUACUGGAAUCUGCGACAUCAGAACCGGGAGAGCCUCCAGAGAGCCCCCCGACACUGAAAAGCUCAACCAGAAGAUCGAACAGGUGGAUGAUCCUGUGUCCCGUACUCCAUCCGCAGCCUCCGUCCACCCCCAACUCCAGACUCUGAGGGACCAAUGGCAUCUGCUGAAGCAGGCAGCGGCCAAUCAGGGCUGCGCAGUGGGCGGGGCUACGACUGUGCUGGAGUUUAAUAAGAAGGCGGAUGAGCUGGAGAUGUGGAUGAGAGAGAAGGAGGAGAUCCCCCCCCUCCAUGUCCUCCUGGACCAGAACCUGGACAAAGUUCACAUAACCCGCAAAAUCCUGGAUCUGAAGCAGGAGCAGAUCCAUUACUGCGGCCUGGAGGAGAACGUCAGCCGCCUCAGCCAGAAGCUGGAGAAGCAGGGGCGCCCGGAGAGCCGAGCCGCGUCCGCCCGCCGUAGACACCUCAACCGCAUGUGGCUGCGGCUUCAGAGCGCACUGCAGGAGCAUCACCAGAGUCUGCAGCUGGCACUGGAGGCGGCAUCACUGUGGCAUCAAGCAGACACCAUCGAGAGAGCCAUCCAGGAGAAGAGCCGCUGUGCGGAGCUGAGGAGCAGAGAUCAGGAUCUGAGGGACAUCGCCGGCCAGGUCAUGAUGUUUGACGUCUCCGUCUCCCAAGUCUCCGACCUCCAUCCUCUGCUGUCGUCCAGAGCCCGGCACAGGCAGCGGCAGGUGAAGGAGCGAUGGGCCCGCCUCAGGACCGAGAAAGCCUCAAGCAGCGCCGCGUCCACCGAUCCCACCAGAGACACCAGAGACCAUGUGACCUGCGGCAGCGUGGGAAGGGGCCGCGCGGUGCACCAGGUCAGUGGGGGAAGGGCAGAGAACAGCGCCCCCCAGCGGUGGCCCGGGAGUCAGGUCAUCGACCAGCGUCCGACCAAGAGGUCAGGGACCUGCGAGACACAAGCCAAUCACAAUCUUCAGAACGGUCACCAGCUUCAGAGACCACCCGAGACCCCCAAGGACAGACAUCUUCUCCGGGAGCUCGCCUCUACAUCGCAAUGGCUUCAGGGGGUGGAGCUGCUGCUGUCGGAGCCGGCCGCCAUGAGAAGCCCCGAGCUGAUCCGUAAGGACCUGAAGCAGGUGUCUCUGCUGGAGAGAGAGCUGAGGUCUCGGAGUUCAGCUCUGCAGCGCCUCCGCCGAAAGAACAGGACUAGUCAGAAGGCAGAAUGGAGUGUGACUGAGGAGGUGAAGGUCCAGGAAGUGGAGGAGAGGUUUCAGACGCUCCAGGACGCGCUCCAGCGGCGAGUCUCUGAUCUGAGGGACACACUGGUGCUGUCCGAAUUCAUGAAGGUCGUACAAAUGGAGGAAGAACGGAAGAAGAAGGAAACGGUUCAGGAGACGUGGCGAGGUGUCGUCCGGAGUGACCCCGAUGUCCUGGCUGUGGACAGAACGGAGACGUUCACCCCAUUAGAGGAGCUGCAGGAAGCGGUGGAGAUGCUGAAUGACGCUGUCAAGGAGAGAGAGCGAGCGCUAGCAGCCACCAGAGAGGACGCAGAGCUAGAGAGCAGGGUCUCAGGAUUGUCACAGACGAUGGCGGCCGCCUGCUCCAAACUCCACGACAUCUGGUCCCAGCUGGAGGCAGCGGAGAAGGAGAUGAUGGCGGUGAAGGGGGAGAUGGAGCUGCCGGAUCUGCAGGGAGUCAUCAGUCAGCAGCAGCAGGUGGAGGCAGAGAUGUCAGACAUCAUCGACCUGGAGGUGAGGAGGCUGCAGGAGCGGGCGGAGCAGCUGGAGGGCGAAUGUCCGGCCUGGAGACUGUCAGCGGGCAGGAAAAUUGAGGAGGCAAUGAGGACACGGACCGACUUACAGACCCUAGUCCAGAAGAACCAGGCACGGCUACAGAGGACAAAGCGGCUGCGGGAGUUCUUCCUGCUCUACCUGAGGAUGAUAUCAUGGUCGGAGGUCACCAGAGAUCAGAUCCUGUCAGAAAGUCCGAGGGGAUGUCUCACUCCUGCGCAGAGGGAUCUAGAGAGGACUGUGGAGGGCAAGUUGAGGGAGUUUGAAGUGCUUGCCGGGAUUGGCUGGCAGUUGAUUGGAGAAGAUCAUCUCCUGGCGCAGACGAUCAGGGAGCGUCUGGAGGAGGUGCAGGGGCUGCUCAGCUGGUUACUCGCGUGGUGGAGAUGCCAGAAACAGAAGACAAAAGAGGCAGCCGCCAGUGUGGACGCCCGAACGGACAUGGCUCUCAUCUCCUCCAGCUCCGUGGCUUUAGAAGAAUUUGAGUGUCCAGAGGACGAGGACAUGACCCCCCUCCCGGCCCCCAGGGGCCCCAUACUCCGCAAAUACAGGAGGAGGGCACUGAGUCCUAUACAGUACCAGCCCCCGUCCUGCAGGUCCCCAGACAUGGAUGAGGGGGUCGACAUGCCAGAAGACAGCCCCAGGAAGUGCACCAGAGGGCCCUUGUGGUUAGAGCCCAAGAAUCUACCCACAGGAUCCGACAGCCCCGAACCGCAGGAAGAGGCCGUCAUGGUCAGCACUUACUUGAAAACAAAGGAAGAAGGACAAGGGACAUACCACAGCCUGACUGUGCCCCGACGUUCUAAGGUUGCUCUUUCAACUGGACACGGACACGAAUCCACGUUUCCCUCAUGUGAGGCUUCCACUAGUGCUUUACCCAAGAUCAGAUCCAACGGAUUCUUCAAGAGCCUCAGACGGAAGGAGAAAGCUCAGAGAUGUACAAUACAAGGGAUCAUGGGACUUUACUCUGACAGAAAACAUGACACCAAAGAUGCUUCCAGAUACCAGACUUCCACGUGGCCUCCAAAGCAGGAGAAGACCUUCCCAACAGCAGAGACAAAUAUGGAGCUUGAAACAUUUCUAAACUAUGUGAAAAACCCGCUCAGCAAGGACAUUGAUGCUGAAUGUGGAUCUAGUUCUAAGAAGCUGAGAAGUCCCGACUCUGGUCAACAAACCAUGCGCAAUUCUUGCCCACAUCUUACUGUAGGAAGUGUCCUGACCCUGCAGAUCUCUAAGGAGCCACACAUAUUGGACAAUACCAAAGAUGCAAUUACAGUAAUAUCCGCUGUUGACUCUGGAAAUGAUGAACAUUUACAUUCUAAAGAAAAGCUAAAGCAUGAAGCUGGUGAGAUGCUCACCGAAGAACACUCGUCUAUUACUCGAAGGGACCCUCAGUGGCUGGGCACCAGGGCAUGGCUGGAAGCCCUGACUACUAGCCCUGGAUAUUGUAGACAGAACAUUCAUGGGUAUGGGAAGUCUAUUGCCAGCUCACAAGAGUCUCAGGAGUUAGAGGCCUUGAUUGAUACCUUUGAGCUAGACAGACUUUCCCCUCUUGUCUUACGGCAUCUUAACUAUAACUGGAACACACCGGAGGAAGCCUUAAAUUCACCCAAGAGCCUUGAAGAUGUUUCACCAAACUGUGAUGCCCCAUUUCUCCAAGAGAAAGAAAGAGUUACCUCCUUAUCCCCAGUCCUCCAAGAAACAAGAGGAGCUACCACCUCAUUCUCGGUCCCCCAAGAGACAGAAGGUGCUAUUGCCUUAUCUUUAACCAUUCAAGAGACAGGAGGAGCUACCACCCCAUUCUCAGUCCUAAAAGAGACAGAAGGUGUUACUGCCUUACCUUCAACCCUUCAAGAGACAGGAGAUGCUACCACCUCAUUCUCAUUCCUCCAAGAUAUUGAAAGAGCUACCUCCUUUUCUCCAGCCCUUCAAGAGACCGGAGGAGCUACCACCUCAUUCUCAGUCCUCCACGAGACAGAAGGUGCUACCAUAUCUCCAGUUCCCCAAAAGACAGAAGGAGCUACUGCCACAUCUCCAGUCUACCAAAAGACAGGAAGAGCUCACUAUUUGAAGAAAUAUUCUGAUAAUGGACAGUCAGCUUCUAUGUCUUCCUCUGACUAUGUCCUCCACACAUAUGAACCCUCCAACCACUCCUCCUAUAGUACCAUAGAGUCCCCACCUGAUGUUAGGAUAUUCACUAAGACCAAUUCACUUACAGAUGUCCUCCAUCCAGACCAUGACUUCUUGGAGAACGAUGAUGAGGAGCUGGAAGGCAUCUGGAAUAAUGCAAAGAAGGUUCCACCAGUGUGCCCACCACCAGUAUCUCACAACAUGGCACCAAAAGUUAUGGUGGGGGGUAGUCCAGCUGUAGUAAAACACAACUCUCAUAAAGAACUAUACGGUCAGGUAGUAAUUGGGGCUGAACCAAACAUGUUAGUAGCCACAUUCACGCUCCCGGAUUCUGCUAGGUUAUCUACAGCAAUAGUGGGGCAGAAAAGACCCAACACCUGGAAAAAGAACAGUCCAAGUACAGUCUCUACACCCACAAACUGUAAUGCUGAGGAGAUCUGCAAAGGAUCAUCAAGGCCAAGUCCACAGACUUCUAAACCUGAGACUGUAGAGAAUACUUCCAUGAUGAAGGUGACCCGUAAACUGGACUUUCAUUUGAUGGAGGGCCCCUUGGAGAAGAAACAUGUCCUGCAGGUCGGGGGCCGGAAGGCCUCCAGCCGCGCAUGGGGGAUGUUCUACGCCGUCCUGGUGAGGAGGACCCUCUGCUUCUACCAUGACCACAGACAUUCCAGUAAGAGUUCUGCAUCUGCUCCCCCCCUACACCUCACCGGAGCCGUGUGCACCGUGGAGUCCGACUACACCAAGAGAGACAACUGCUUCCGGCUGCGAUUAAUAGACGGAUCUGAAUAUUUGUUUCGGGCCCCCACCCCGGAGUCCCUCCAGCAGUGGGUGACAAAACUGCGCCAUAACUCAGGAAUGGAAGACUCCGAUCUCCUCAGGAAGGCAGUGAUGACCUCCGAGCUGGCUGGCUGUCCAAGAGUCUUAUCUCGAUCUUUGAUGCCAGAUUUGCACAAGUCUAUACCAGCACAAGCAGCGGAUAUGGUUCCAGUAUAUGAUCUGCCAUCAUGGAAGGAGACAGAGAAUGUGGCAACAGAAGCCGCCAAAGUGAAAUCUCAUCAUCGUCAUCUGCCAGGAAGCUUCCCGCUGUGUGAUGAAGAUGGAGACCCUGAUAAUAACCCAACGAGCAGGAGGAGGUCACAGUCCUUCAGCUCCGUGAUGUAUCGGAAGGUGACGCCCGUUUCCAGCUCUCAGGAGCCCUCCUCAGGCUACUCAGUGACCCUUUAUAUUGAUGACCCUCUGCUCCCCCGUGGACGCUGUCAUUCCUUUGCCGCCCCCCAGGGGGCGUUCUUGAGCAGGCACAUGGCGGACCCAAAGCUGCGGAAUAAAUCCGUCUUCAGAAAGUUCUUCCGCAAGAAGGAAUAACUGAGACAUCACGGGUAAUGGCGGCACGUCCGGCCGGGACUGAAGGAUUAUGGGACAUAAAGGGGGUGAUUGGCAGCCAGCGAUGAUGUGACCCGUGUGGUUAGGCUGGCGCCCCCUCGUGUUCGCCGGGGACUCGCCCAUCUAUCCAUAUAUAUAUUCAGAGGAAAGUUCUCGCCGGCAGCAGGAAAGCUGCGGACAUUUAGACUGCGUCUAAGGGUCUAGAGGUUACAGCGCGAGAGUUCAGGAGUGACCGCGACCCCUGAUCCCCACAACGCAGGUGACACGGAGAGUUCUGUGCUUCAUACUGGAAAC
Bufo bufo (common toad) is the source of this 6330-nucleotide messenger RNA. Its product is annotated as spectrin alpha chain, non-erythrocytic 1-like. Gene Ontology annotation, molecular function: actin filament binding; phospholipid binding. Gene Ontology annotation, biological process: muscle cell development; actin cytoskeleton organization. The coding region runs from base 280 to 6018 and encodes 1912 amino acids. Gene Ontology annotation, cellular component: Z disc; cell junction; cortical actin cytoskeleton. The transcript is spliced from 28 exons. The record is from RefSeq and is a predicted model, not a curated record. Lineage: Eukaryota; Metazoa; Chordata; Amphibia; Anura; Bufonidae.